Molecule: messenger RNA, 1780 nt
Organism: Triticum aestivum (bread wheat)
Lineage: Eukaryota; Viridiplantae; Streptophyta; Magnoliopsida; Poales; Poaceae
Product: cysteine-rich receptor-like protein kinase 29
Exons: 8
Coding region: 290-1720 (476 amino acids)
Biological process (GO): protein phosphorylation
Molecular function (GO): ATP binding; protein kinase activity
Source: RefSeq, a predicted model, not a curated record
UUCUCCUUGGCCAGUCAGAUUUCUUGAUGGAAGUUUCUGGAACAGUAGGCUGGAACUCGGAAAACUCAGAUGUUGUAACAUCACUUUACUUUGUCACCAAUACCGGUAGCUACGGACCAUAUGGAAAUGGAGGCGGGACUCGUUUUCGAAGUCCGCUAAGAGCAAUGGUAGUAUUGUCGGCUUCUUUGCCAAUGCUGGAGACGUGAUUGACGCAAUCGGUAUCUAUUUUAGCCCAGAGAGGGAUACAAUCAAACAGAAGGUCGAAGGAGGUUCUGGGAUUUUACAUGGUAUGGCCAACAUAAUGUUUGAUGCUUCGAGAGAAAGGGUGGACAUAAAAUCUGAAUCUAAUGUCCUGGAGCAUACACUACUUGAUGAAAGCGUGGAGCUAACGAAUCUGCCGCUAGGACUUUUACAACACAUCACUGAGGAUUUUGCUGAUGCGCGACAAAUUGGUCGUGGUGGAUUCGGAAUCGUUUACAAGGGUGAUCUUCAAAACGGGAGCGUUGCUGUUAAAAGACUUCUGAACAGCCAUACAAUCGAAGAGGAGUCAUUUUAUCGCGAGGCUACUUUCCUGAUCAGUGUUAAACACAAAAAUAUAGUACGGUUACUAGGUUACUGUGCCAAUACAGAGAGUAAAGCGAUGAUAAAUCCAGAACCAGGGGAAACACCAAAGUUUAUUUUUGCAGAGAUAAGAGAAAGAUUACUUUGCUUCGAGUAUAUCAACAAAGGAAGCCUCGACAAAUAUCUUGCCGAUGAAUUAAGGGGACUUAAAUGGCAUACCCGUUACCAAAUUAUUAAAGGAAUUUGCAGCGGCUUGGAGUAUCUUCAUAAGGAAAAGGGUAUUAUUCACAGGGAUCUUAAACCUGCCAAUAUACUGCUUGAUGAUCUUAUGGUACCAAAAAUAACAGAUUUUGGUAUAUCAAAACUACUCGAUGGAGUAACACACAUUGUCACUAGUAACUCCGCAAUUUCACUUGGGUAUUGCGCUCCGGAAUUCAUAAAGCAUGGUCAGGUGUCAAUCAAGUCAGAUAUAUUCAGUUUGGGAGUUAUAAUUACAGAACUCGUAACUGGAUGUAAGGGCAACCUUGACAUUCAAAAUGUACUUAGAAGGUGGAGGUACAGGUGGAAUAAAUCAGUGAAUUAUCCACUAUUUGGAUACCAGCAGGUAACUAAAUGCAUUGAAAUAGCGCUAAAGUGCUUGUUAGACUCUCCAAAGAAGAGGCCUAAAAUAUCAGAUAUAGUCAGUAUGCUUAAUGCAUUGGAAAAUACGAAUGAGCACAUCAACAAUGUUGGUGACUCGCUAGUUGGCCCGAUAAGCCCUUACCCGUGGGAGCUGCUUGAGUUUGAUAGGCUUGAGCUGAAUUUUCCCUUCGAGAUAAACAAGCCGAUACCGUGUUCACUUCAGCUAACCAACAUAACCAAUGAUUAUGUUGCCUUUGAUGUCGAAAUGACAGGCUCACUGCAAUACUGCAUAGAGCUGGAGAAAUGUGUUGUGCCGCCACGAUCCAAGUGCAAUAUCAUGGUAACACUGCAAGCGCAAAAGAGGGCGCCACAUGCGACGGUGUGCAAGGACGAGUUCUUCAUUAUGCGGUGCGUCUCCGUGAAUGAGGGCCUCGGUGCUGAGGAUAUCAACAUAGACAUGUUCAAUGAGGAGUCGGGUAAAGAGGUCGAUGAGGUGACCUUGAAGGUUGUUGUUAUUACAGAAUUAUUGGUGAACUAAAUUGUGAUUGACAAUUACAAUCUCCAUGCCAAAACAGACUCCAUCCAAAUGUGACAUAAA